AUGGUAAUGUCAUCAGAAAUUGCAACGUCGAUAACGAGAAAAGAUAAACUUCUGCAGUUUUUUUCUGUUUUAUAUGAUGCUAGUUGCGCUAUAGAAGCGUUUUCUAUAACCGAAGGUGUUCUCUUUACUGAAGAUCAGAAAGAAAGUCCGACAGAAUUAGCAUUUAAAUACGCAGUGUACAAGAUCAAUAAAGACCGCGAUAUCUUGCCGAACACAACGCUCGUGUAUGAUAUACAGUAUGUACCUCGGGACGACAGCUUCCAUGCUUCCAAAAAAGCCUGCCUCCAAGUGAGUUCUGGGGUAAACGCCAUUUUUGGUCCUCAAGACCCUCUCCUUGGCAGUCACGUUCAGUCCCUUUGCGACGCCUUGGACAUCCCUCAUAUCGAAUCUCGUGUGGAUAUGGAACCUGAGAUGAAAGAAUUCUCCAUAAAUCUGCACCCUAGCCCGAGGAUAGUGGGAUCAGCAAUCCGAGAUCUCAUCCAUUACCUCAACUGGACCAAAGUGGCCAUUAUAUAUGAAGACGAUAUGUCCUUAAUUAGCUUGCAAGAGUUAAUCCGACCUCCUGUUCCCAGAGAUCUCCAAGUCAUCUUCCGCAAAACUAGUCUAGAUACAUUCAGAGACACCUUGAAGGAUAUACGAAGCAGAGGUAUAUUUAGCCUCGUGGUGGACACCAAACCACAAAAUCUGCCUCAUCUUUUACAAGCGAUCCUUCAAGUUCAAAUGAACGAUUAUAAGUAUUAUUACCAUUUCACAACUUUUGAUUUAGAAACUUACAAUUUAGAGGAUUUCAAGUACAAUUUUGUAAAUAUGACGUCCUUCCGAAUGACAGACAAUGACCAACGGAUUGUGAGACAAGCCUUAAAAGAAAUGGAAAAGUUUCAACCCGUUGGGCAGCAUAUUUUAAAUAGAACAAAUAUAAUAAAAGUCCAGCCUGCUCUGAUGUUCGAUUCGGUCUACGCUUUAGCACAAGGUCUUCAUUCUUUGCAACAAGGAACUGACUUGAGGCCAGCUAAUGUAUCUUGCGAAGAAGAAGUACCUUGGACAGAUGGAAGUAGUCUUUUCAAUUAUAUAAAUUCGGUAGAAUAUCUAGGAUUAACGGGAAAAAUACAAUUUAAAGAAGGUAGAAGAAGCAGCGUGAAGUUUGAUCUCUUAAAAUUACGAGAAACUAACUUAGAAAAGGUUGGAGAAUGGUCCACAGCGAGACGAUUGAACAUCACAAAUCAUAAUGUUUUUCAUGAAUUUGGAACAACAAAUAUCACUCUCAAAGUGACGACAAUUGAGUCCACGCCUUAUGUAAUGGUAAAAGCCGACAGGAAUUUGACAGGAAAUGAGAGAUUCGAAGGUUUUUGCAUCGAUCUUUUAAAGACAAUUGCUGACCUCAUAGGAUUUAGUUACGAACUUUACAUAGUGCCUGACAAAAAAUUUGGAGCUGAAAAUACCACAACAGGAGAGUGGAAUGGUUUGGUGAGAGAAAUAAUAGAUAAGAAUGCGGAUCUGGCUAUGGCUCCAAUGACAAUAAAUUAUGCACGAGAGAGUGUUAUAGAUUUUACGAAGCCUUAUAUGAAUCUCGGAAUUGGUAUUCUCUUCAAACUCCCAAAGAGUAUGCCAUCGCGCCUUUUCUCCUUCAUGAGUCCCUUGGCCGUAGACAUUUGGCUUUACGUGCUGGCUGCGUAUGCCCUUGUCAGCUGUUGUAUGUUCAUUGUGGCCAGAUUCAGUCCCUAUGAAUGGCAAAAUCCCCAUCCCUGCGUCAGCGAUUGCGAUAUUAUGGAGAAUCAGUUCAGCUUGGCGAACAGUUUUUGGUUCACCAUCGUUACCCUGAUGCACCAGGGCUGCGAUCUGAAUCCCAAGGCGACUUCCACGAGGAUCAUCGGCGCCAUGUGGUGGUUCUUCACACUCAUUAUGAUUUCCUCCUACACUGCCAACCUUGCUGCUUUUCUGACUGUAGAAAGAAUGAUAACGCCUAUAGAGAGCGUCGAGGACUUAGCAGAACAAAAUAAAAUAGCAUAUGGUACACUGGAAGGUGGAUCGACCAUGACUUUCUUCAGGGAUUCUAAAAUUGAAACAUACCAGAAGAUGUGGAGAUUCAUGGAAAAUCGACCUUCCGUUUUCGUCAGCUCGUAUGAGGAAGGCGUCAAGAGGGUUCUUGAAGGCAACUAUGCGUUUCUCAUGGAGUCCACAAUUUUAGAUUAUAGUGUACAAAGAGACUGCAACCUUACUCAGGUUGGAGGACUAUUAGAUUCCAAAGGUUAUGGAAUAGCAACUCCUAUGGGUUCUCCAUGGCGAGACAAAAUCUCCCUAGCCAUCCUAGAUCUCCAAGAAAAGGGCGUCAUCCAGAUGCUCUACAAUAAGUGGUGGAAAAGCUCCGGCGUUUCAUGCGCCAGAGAGGACAAGAACAAAGAAGGCAAAGCCAACUCUUUAGGGGUGGGCAACAUUGGUGGUGUUUUUGUUGUACUUUUGUGCGGAUUAGCUGUUGCCUUUGUUGCGGCCGUCAUUGAGUUUUUCUGGAAUUCCAGGAAGCACGCACAAACGGAAAGGCAGUCUCUGUGCUCGGAAAUGGCCGAGGAGCUACGCUUUGCUGUGAAGUGCCGAGCUUCUCGUCAGCGUCCGGCACUGCGACGCCAGUGUUCCAAGUGCAUCCCGGGAACGACAUACGUGCCUGCGGCGCUUGAGGUGCCCCAGGAGAACGGGAUCAUGCAGAUGAUUGAGAUGAGGAAAUCACCCCUCACAUACGAGAGUGCCGGCGACUCCUAGUUCCACAAGUGCCAACAUCGCCACUCUACUUCCUUCCAGCACUCUCACAAUCCGUGAGGUUUUCCUGUUCCCGAGAUUUGUCUCUCCAUAGGGAUACGGCAUUUUCUGGAGACGUGAUACAACUCUUCAAUGCCAUCCGCAUGUUACGACUGUUACAUUCAGCUCACUUUUAUUAGUAUGUAUCGAAGUCAUAAAAGUUGCAAUGCGUAAGGAGAGACGACGAAAUAUAUUCUUUUAAAAAUAGAGGUAUAUUCAAAUUCGAGCACCUCUAAAAUAUACUCCAUGUUAUUGUUUAAUUUAUUUCCAUCAUUUAUCAUAAAAUUAAGUAUUUAAUUUUAUCAUAAAGUAUUAAAUCUUUUAAAAAAUUG
This is a messenger RNA of Stegodyphus dumicola, 3119 nucleotides long. RefSeq names its product glutamate receptor ionotropic, kainate 2-like. NCBI's taxonomy places the organism in Eukaryota, Metazoa, Arthropoda, Arachnida, Araneae, Eresidae. Gene Ontology annotation, molecular function: ligand-gated monoatomic ion channel activity; signaling receptor activity. Gene Ontology annotation, cellular component: membrane. Gene Ontology annotation, biological process: monoatomic ion transport. The record is from RefSeq and is a predicted model, not a curated record.